AUGAAAAGUUUGAAGAACGGAACUGAGUAUUUAAGAAGAAUCCAAAUAUUAGAAGACAAAAAUCAGGCCCAACUCAAAGUUACUGAAAAUAAAAUUCAAGAUCUAUACGACAUGGAGAAGUCUAGUCAAUAA
This is a messenger RNA of Cetraspora pellucida, 132 nucleotides long. NCBI's taxonomy places the organism in Eukaryota, Fungi, Glomeromycota, Glomeromycetes, Diversisporales, Gigasporaceae. The record is from the annotation of a GenBank genome assembly.